Cuscuta campestris is the source of this 832-nucleotide messenger RNA. Lineage: Eukaryota; Viridiplantae; Streptophyta; Magnoliopsida; Solanales; Convolvulaceae. The record is from the annotation of a GenBank genome assembly.
CCAUCUACACUCCUCAAAAGUCAAAAUCAGCCCGAUCACCUCUCUCUCUCCAUUUGGGUUUCUUAUUACACAAUUCUUAAAUCAAAAAUUACAUUUCCUUUUAGAUUUUAGAUAUGAAAUCCUUGAUUUUAAUUUUGCAUUAUACUUUCUGUUUGCGCAUCAUUCUCCACUGCUUGUUCCCUAAAAUGUGUUCGAAGGAGAUCACUGAGUAGGUGGUGCGGUAAAAAACUGCGUCGUUCCGCAUAAAUAAGCUACCGGUAGUUUUGAAUGGCGGCGGGGACAUGGAUGCCCUGGUGUCGGCAAUCGAAAGAUUUUGGUGCUUCCGAAUACUUACCUUCCAGCGUUCGCCUUCCACACCUACACGACUACAUCAAGGAGCACUUUCUUCUGCGGUAGCAUUCGCGGUAGGGGAAGCUUUCAGCGUUCUCACUCUCGAGCACCACUGGAAUCGCCAUCUACCACUACCCCGCAGUCUAUAUUCAAUGUCGGUGGCGACUUGGAGGCCGAGGUCGAGGUCGAGGGCGGAGGAGGCGGCGAAGGAGGAGACGGAGUUUCAACGGAGGCUAGUGCGGUGGCGUACGGGGAUCUUCUGCGCUUGAUCACUAAGACCGAAUUGAAGGGCUUCGUUACACAUGGUUGCCCGGGGUUUUGCCGGCAGACACAGACAAAGUCAUGAGGAGCACCUUUAAUUCUUGCGGGUUUUGCCUUCUCCCAUGCCUGUUUUUCAACAACUUACGGUCCUCCCCCAAAUGCCAAACGUUCAACCGGAAGGACACAAUUCAAAUAACUGUGGUGUUAACAAUUUUCUAAACAAUGAAAAUUUGUAAUUAUU